This is a messenger RNA of Xylaria bambusicola, 2064 nucleotides long. RefSeq lists its product as uncharacterized. The coding region runs from base 1 to 2001 and encodes 666 amino acids. The transcript is spliced from 2 exons. The record is from RefSeq and is a predicted model, not a curated record. Lineage: Eukaryota; Fungi; Ascomycota; Sordariomycetes; Xylariales; Xylariaceae.
AUGCUCAACCGAUUUCAGAUACAGAAAUGGCCUCGCUGUCCCAGGUUCAGGCGAUGGGUCUCAAACUAUGGCGAACUCUGGACCAACACCUGGCUAUGGGAAACAGCAUCGAUUACCUUCAGUGGCAUCUGUAUUAUCUUAAUCUUCUCCAUACUUCUUAGAUAUGACCAGAAGCCGGUGCCCCAAUUUACUUAUGGGAUCACUCUAAAUGCCAUCAUAUCUACUCUAACGACGUUCUCGAAAUCCUUCCUUCUUGUUGCCGUGACGGGAGCUAUCAGCCAGCUGAAGUGGCGUUGGUUCCAAAGCACAAAGGGGAGGCGUAUCAUUGAUACGCAAUUGUUCGAUGAUGCAAGCCGUGGUCCCUGGGGCUCUCUGGUAUUUCUUGCUACUCCAUCUAGGUGGUCAUUGGCUUCCGCUGGGCCCGUGGUCUCUAUCCUCGCGUUGGCGUUCGAACCAAUUACGCAGCAGCUGACCACUUAUAUCGCACGACAAGUGGUAAUCCCAACUUCCAAAACCGAUAUACCGAUUGAUGCAGUUAACAAACUCCAGGGCCGCUUGGCAGGCGCGGUAUGGGACAGCUCAAGCGAGGCCGAAAGCUUCGUAACCGAACAGUGCUUAACAGGAAAUUGCUCCUGGGACCAUUUUGAAAGUUUGGCAUUUUGUGCACCUUGUCAGGAAAGGGCAGAUGACAUAAAACUGUCAGAUUCAACUCUAUCUUGGAAUAGUUCUGUUGCCCAACUGGUAAUAGAGAACGGGGCUGCGGGCGGUUCCAGUGGGUAUAGCCUACAUAAAAAUAUUUCAUUGCAUCUACCCUUGGAUCUUGCGUUGGGAAACGCCAAGUACGAAUUGAGUGUUGAAACGGAGUUUUUCCUGGACAGAAUCAAACCAGAGCUUUGCGUUGCUCCCAGGCGUAUUUCUUAUCCAGGCCACUUCUUCACUGUGCACCGUACUGGUUACAUGAAAUUUGAAGAAAUGGCUGAGGUUGCUUGGCUAAAUGACGGCGCUCUGGCCAAUUUAUCGGGUUUUACAAGAUGGCAGUCUUACAAAUUACCUAUUCUAAGAUUUCACCACAUCCAAUUCGAAAUUAAGAACCAGCACGAACAAGCGAGAAUUUCGGUGAAAAACGCGAACUCCUGUGAUUUAACACCUUGCAUCAAGAAUUAUUCUUUGUCGAUUUCGAACGGUGUUCCAACGAUGGACGUGGUUAGUGAGCGAUAUGGAUCCUGGUAUUAUAAUAUAACGAGCCAGAAAAGGGAUCCAUAUGAUCCAUAUUAUGUAAACACCGAAAUAUGGUGGACCGACAUACCAGGAAGAAACGGAAUGAUCCUGAAUGCAAGCGAUAUAGAUCCAUAUACAGACAGCUCCCCGGGAGACUUCGCCCUCAGUCUCGAAUGGAACACGAAUCCAUUCUAUAAAGCCUAUGAUCUCGGCCUAUACACCGGCGAACUUACAACGUACGAGACCCUCGCAGCGGACGGACAAAAUUGCAUAUCAAAUAUCACAGGUAUACAUUUUCACAAGAACUACCCACCAGAUUCCGGGCCUUUCUAUUAUGCUGGCGAAGACGUGUUUCUGACGCGAAUAAAGGAAAUGGGAGGGUUGACAUUGGCUUUUCCACGAAUAGCCGCUGCAGCAAGCAGAUAUCUUCGUGACGAAGGCGCAGAUGCGGUAGAGGGAGAAGCUUAUAGGUCUAUUAUCGUAGUGGAGGUGCGGUGGCCAUGGCUGGUCUUACCUGUAACCACCUGGCUAUGCGCGGUCGUGUUUUUGGCACUCACGAUGUGGUUGUGCCGCGGAAGCGAUAAAGUGUUAUGGAAAACAUCAAGCUUGCCUUUGAUCUAUCAUGGGUUCGAAGAUCAAGAUGUGGCGACUGCCAAAUCAACGGACGGCGGGAUUGAGCGUGUUAGCGGAAUGGAGAAGGUUUCACAGAGUCUUUACGCUAGGAUACGGAGGGACUCGAAUGACGGGCAGCUGAAGCUGAUGAGGACGCUCCCAUCCACAUGACUUUAAUGGCACGUGUCUAAUGAUUAUAAUACGCUGGGUGUUUAGGAUACAUAUCGAGUGGAG